Cloeon dipterum is the source of this 778-nucleotide messenger RNA. RefSeq lists its product as uncharacterized. NCBI's taxonomy places the organism in Eukaryota, Metazoa, Arthropoda, Insecta, Ephemeroptera, Baetidae. The record is from RefSeq and is a predicted model, not a curated record. The transcript is spliced from 4 exons. Bases 114 to 677 code for a protein of 187 amino acids.
CGUGCGAUGGAGCGAUUGGUGCGGCGAAGAUGUCACUCACCUGCACCGGCCGCUAAUUACCGCUCGGCAGUUGGCCGCUCACCUCUCGCCUCCACAACAGAAUCCAUUCAUUGAUGAAGCUGCGAGCGGUAUGGUGCUGGGCCGUCGUGCUGGGCCUCCUCUGGGCCCCGGUUACCUCCGACAAGCUCGCUGAGAAGACCCUGUCCCGCAAGAAGAGGUACCUCACCUUCCCCGAAGGCAGCGGACUCAGUUUGGUGUACUGUUUGACGUGGGGCACGUACCUGGCGACGGACAUUUUCACUUGGGGUGCCACCCUGGGCCUGGGAUUUCCGCUGCCCACCGACACAAAGGCCUUCCUCAGCAAACUCGACUCUUUGGAGCUGCACCGGCGGGACCGACGACAGGUUUUCAGCAAAAUCAGAAUUCUGCUCGACGAAAGGGGCAGGGACGGCCGCUCGUGCGUCCUCAAAGCCCUCUGCGAGGCGACCAGUGGACUUCCCCAGGGCUCCUUCUUGGACGCCAUCUUCAAGGCUAUUUUCACGUUUCCCAGGGCGGGUGAUGAGGAAAAGGAGGACUGGGACCACGCGCACAAAGUUUCGCAUAAAAACAGCACGUCGUGCAGCGAUGCCUAUCCAGACUGCGACGUUUCCUUCUUUAAUCGAGACUUCGGAACCUGAUAUUGUGAUAUUACGAUGCCAUGAAAAACUAAUUUAUACUUGCUAAUGUUUGUUACUUUUGUUGACCCUACGUCGGAAAUAAAAAUUCAAACUGCCUUAAA